AUAAUUAAUAAACAUUCCUUAAAGUUACGGGUUGUCACAGUCUGGUUUUAGAAGAUGAUGAUGGCCCAGUCCGACGUCGUUUCAACAUCGUCCUCUGUUUGUAAUGGUGAUGAUGGAGUUGCAGAAAACUCUGCAAUAAUGGCUGAUGGAGAAAGAGCGGAAUCAGACCACCAUAUAACUACAAUAAUGGCUGCUCAUCAUCAUCACCCCAAUACCACUGAUGAGAGUACGUACAAUAAUGAUGAUGAAGGGGGAAAGUCGAUUUGGAAGAACAGAGUGGAGAGUUGGAAGGAGAAGAAGAUGAACAAGAAAAACAUUUCUUCAUCAUCAGCUUCCCAAACAACUGAAGAAAAGCCACAGUGGGAUGUGGAGGGUGGAGAGAGGCUAUCAUCAAUAAUCCCAAUAGGGAAGGCCCAAAUUGGGCCAUACAGAAUAGUGAUCAUACUGAGGCUUAUAAUAUUGGGCCUUUUCAUCCACUACAGACUUACCAAUCCAGUGGGCAGUGCUUACCCUUUGUGGCUCACUUCAGUCAUUUGUGAGAUUUGGUUUGCUUUCUCUUGGUUGUUGGACCAGUUCCCCAAAUGGGCCCCCAUUAACCGCCGGACUUACAUUGACCGCCUCUCUAAUCGGUAUGAAAGGGAGGGAGAGCCGAACGCCCUUGCCGCCGUCGACUUCUUUGUCAGCACGGUGGAUCCGGCGAAAGAACCGCCGCUGAUCACCGCCAACACGGUCCUCUCCAUCCUGGCCGUCGAUUAUCCGGUGGACAAAGUUUCCUGCUAUGUCUCCGACGACGGCGCCGCCAUGCUUACCUUCGAGUCACUGGCGGAAACCGCCGAGUUCGCAAGGAAAUGGGUCCCCUUCUGCAAAAAGUUCUCGGUGGAGCCCCGGGCGCCGGAGUUCUACUUCUCACAGAAAAUCGAUUACCUCAAGGACAAAGUGCAGCCUUCUUUCGUCAAGGAAAGGAGGGCCAUCAAGAGAGAGUAUGAGGAGUACAAAGUGAGGAUAAAUGCUUUGGUUGCAAAGGCUCAGAAAACACCGGAAGAAGGCUGGGCCAUGGCAGACGGAACGCCUUGGCCGGGAAAUGAUUCAAGAAACCACCCUGGCAUGAUUCAGGCUUUCUUAGGAAGCACUGGAGCACAUGACAUGGAAGGAAAUGAACUCCCAAGACUGGUUUAUGUAUCCAGGGAGAAGAGGCCAGGGUAUCAACACCACAAAAAAGCUGGUGCAGAAAAUGCUCUGGUUAGGGUGUCUGCAAUUCUAACAAAUGCGCCCUACAUUCUCAACCUCGACUGCGAUCACUAUGUUAAUAACAGCAAGGCCAUCCGCGAAGCGAUGUGUUUUAUGAUGGAUCCACAUGUUGGUCGUGACUUAUGUUACGUGCAAUUCCCUCAGCGAUUCGAUGGUAUUGAUAAGAGCGACCGAUAUGCCAACCGUAAUGUCGUAUUCUUUGAUGUGAACAUGAAAGGAUUGGAUGGAAUCCAAGGGCCGGUUUAUGUUGGUACGGGUUGUGUUUUCAAUAGGCAAGCACUUUACGGUUAUAGCCCUCCAUCCAUGUCCAAAAUACCGAACCCUUCAUCUUCGUCGUGUUCAUGGUGUGGUUUGUGCUGCUGUUGCUGCCGCAGAAAGAAGGCUAUGGAAGAGAAGGAUGCAGCCGAGCUUUACCGUGAUGCCAAAAGGGAAGAUCUCAACUCUGCACUUUUUAACCUAAGGGAAAUUGAGGAUUAUGAUGAGUAUGAGAGAUCAUUACUCAUCUCUCAGAUGAGCUUUGAGAAGACGUUUGGUUUAUCUUCCGUAUUCAUAGAGUCCACAUUAAUGGAAAACGGAGGAGUUCCCGAUUCAACUGAUCCAUCCACACUCAUCAAUGAAGCCAUUCAUGUCAUCAGUUGUGGGUAUGAAGAGAAGACUGCCUGGGGCAAAGAGAUUGGUUGGAUAUAUGGAUCAGUGACCGAGGACAUUUUAUCGGGCUUCAAGAUGCACUGUCGGGGAUGGAGAUCGAUUUACUGCAUGCCCGUGAGGCCCGCGUUCAAGGGAUCAGCCCCAAUCAACUUAUCAGACAGGCUGCACCAGGUCCUCAGGUGGGCUUUAGGAUCUGUUGAGAUUUUCUUUAGCAGACAUUGUCCAUUGUGGUAUGGCUUUGGAGGCGGCCGCCUGAAGUUGCUCCAAAGACUUGCCUAUAUCAACACCAUUGUCUACCCUUUCACCUCCAUUCCCCUUGUUGCUUACUGCUCCUUGCCUGCUGUCUGUCUCCUCACAGGACAAUUCAUCAUACCAACGCUGACGAACCUCACGAGCAUUCUGUUUCUCGGAUUGUUUCUCUCCAUCAUUGUGACGAGCAUUCUUGAGCUGAGGUGGAGCAGGGUGAGCAUAGAGGACUGGUGGAGGAACGAGCAGUUCUGGGUGAUCGGAGGGGUUUCAGCCCACCUCUUUGCGGUCUUCCAGGGACUGCUGAAAAUGGUUGCAGGGAUAGACACCAACUUCACAGUGACAGCUAAGGCAGGGGAGGACGCUGAGUUUGGAGACCUCUAUGUCUUCAAGUGGACCACCGUCUUGAUCCCUCCAACCACCAUCCUCAUCGUCAACCUGGUGGGGGUGGUGGCAGGCUUCUCCGACGCGCUCAACAGCGGGUACGAGAUCUGGGGCCCGCUGUUCGGGAAAGUGUUCUUUGCAUUUUGGGUCAUCUCUCAUCUCUACCCCUUCUUGAAAGGUCUCAUGGGUCGCCAGAAUCGCACCCCCACCAUCGUUAUCUUGUGGUCGGUUCUCUUGGCCUCCGUUUUCUCUCUCGUCUGGGUGAAGAUCAAUCCUUUCGUUUCCAAAAACGACCCUGCAGCUUUGGCUCAAAACUGCAUUUCUAUCGAUUGCUAAAGAUGGAGGGAGCUCUAUUUGAGAUUAUUUAUGGUUAUAGAAGUCUGAGAUU
Cuscuta campestris is the source of this 2914-nucleotide messenger RNA. NCBI's taxonomy places the organism in Eukaryota, Viridiplantae, Streptophyta, Magnoliopsida, Solanales, Convolvulaceae. The record is from the annotation of a GenBank genome assembly.